Molecule: messenger RNA, 2422 nt
Organism: Gallus gallus (chicken)
Lineage: Eukaryota; Metazoa; Chordata; Aves; Galliformes; Phasianidae
Gene: WNT5B
Product: Wnt family member 5B
Exons: 5
Coding region: 268-1419 (383 amino acids)
Biological process (GO): multicellular organism development; cell fate commitment; neuron differentiation
Cellular component (GO): extracellular region
Molecular function (GO): frizzled binding; cytokine activity
Source: RefSeq, a predicted model, not a curated record
ACUCGCCGCCGCCAACUUCGGCCGGGAGUCGCCCUCGGAGCCUCCGAUCCCGCAGCCCAGCGCCGCCGGGGAGGGCAGCGCCGGGAGCCGCCCCCCGCUCCCCUCUCGCCGCCGGCGGGGGCUCAGCGCGGCGCGGGGGCCGCGGCCCCCGGGGCAGGUGCGUCCCCAAGCGGUCUCCGGCCGCCGCGGCGGGGGGCGCGGGGCCCCGUGCCCGCCGCGGGCACCCGCUCACCUGCCGUCGCCGCCCGGGGACACGGCGCCGGGGAGAUGCAGGGCGCCCCGUGUCGGCGGCCGCCUCCGCGGGGGCUGCCCCAGCGCCGCCGCCGCCCGCAGCCCACCAUGACGGGGCCGAGGCUGGCGCUCGCCGCCGCGCUUCUCUGCAGCUGCACCUCGCCGGUGGCCGACGCCAACUCCUGGUGGUCUUUGGCCAUGAACCCCAUCCAGAGGCCGGAGAUGUACAUCAUCGGCGCGCAGCCCGUGUGCAGCCAGCUGCCGGGGCUGUCCCCGGGGCAGCGCAAGCUGUGCCAGCUCUACCAGGAGCACAUGGUGUUCAUCGGCGAAGGGGCCCGCAGUGCCAUCAAGGAGUGCCAGUACCAGUUCCGGCAGCGCAGGUGGAACUGCAGCACGGUGGACAACACGUCCGUCUUCGGCCGGGUCAUGAAAAUAGGUAGCCGAGAGACCGCUUUCACCUACGCCGUCAGCGCCGCCGGGGUGGUGAACGCCAUCAGCCGUGCCUGCCGUGAGGGAGAGCUGUCCAGCUGUGGCUGCAGCCGCACGGCCCGGCCCAAGGACUUGCCCCGAGACUGGCUGUGGGGCGGCUGUGGGGAUAAUGUGGAGUACGGGUACCGUUUCGCCAAGGAGUUUGUGGAUGCCAAGGAGAGGGAGAAGAACUACGUGAGAGGCUCCGAGGAGCAGGCUCGCAUGCUGAUGAACCUGCAGAACAACGAGGCUGGGCGCAGGGCCGUGUACAAGCUGGCGGACGUGGCCUGCAAGUGCCACGGCGUGUCGGGCUCCUGCAGCCUCAAGACGUGCUGGCUGCAGCUGGCAGACUUCCGCAAGGUGGGCGACCUGCUGAAGGAGAAGUACGACAGCGCGGCCGCCAUGCGGAUCAGUCGCAAGGGCAAGCUGGAGCUCGUGAACAACCGCUUCAACAUGCCCACGCAGGAGGACCUGGUCUACGUCGACCCCAGCCCGGACUAUUGCCUGCGCAAUGAGACCACCGGCUCGCUGGGCACGCAGGGCCGCCUGUGCAACAAGACCUCAGAGGGCAUGGAUGGGUGUGAGCUGAUGUGCUGUGGACGGGGCUACGACCAAUUCAAGAGCGUUCAGGUGGAGCGUUGCCACUGCAAGUUCCAUUGGUGCUGUUACGUCAAGUGUAAAAAGUGCACAGAGAUCGUUGACCAGUACGUCUGUAAAUGAAAAGAGCCGCCAAAGCAACAAAUCUAUAUUAUAUAAAUCUAUAUAAAUAUAUUUUAUAUUUGUAUAAAUAAACAGAUGAUGAUAAUAAUUAAAGAAGCUUAUUUAAGAGACAUUUUGGUUUUGAGAUUUCCCCCGUCAAGCUGGCUGCUUUGUCAUCCCUCCCCUUCUGCUGGGGAGUUUGUGUGUGCAUCUGCCCUCGGAGGCUCCGGGCGAAGAUGCCACAGAGGUGCUGACAGAGUGAACCCCCUGCACACACACACACACACACACACACACACACACACACACACCCCAUUUCACGACAGAAACCAAAUCGGCAGCAAGGAGAAGGGUGGGUGCUCCCUGCCAUCUCAGCAUUGCAUCUCAGCGCGUUGCAUUGUUCCUGGACACCUGAAAUUACAGCCAGGCGUGGCAGAGUCCUGGUUGUCCAAGUGUCAAGCCCUGCCACCCCACUAAACCCCAGCGGGGAUUUUGGAACCAAUUCUUGAUCCCUCUAAAGGGUUUUGUCACGUGAAAGGGAAAGUUAGCCAAGGCUCAUGCACAAGAACACAGCUUAAACUCCACAGUCGUGUAAAGCAUUCCUGGAGCCUGCAAAGCCCACAACAUGGCAGUGGAAGGUCUGCAUGCUGCUGUGAGGAGGGAACGUGAGACCUGUGGCUGGGAUUCCAAGUGAAGCCAGCACCCAGCUUCUCCACGCCGCCAGGACACCCAGCUCAGUCUACGUGGCAGCACACAAGAGAGAGAACUUCUCCUUUUAAUUCCGCGCUGAAACUUGUCAUUGUAGAAGAGAAGUUGCCAAUGCCAGGGACGUUUGCAAAGGAGAUAUACUUCAUAUUCUGCCAGAAGUUUUGCGCACACAACUGCAUAAGCACUCCUGAUGCCACUGCCAUCUUUCCUCUUUGGAGUGGGUGCAGGUGGUCACCUUGCUUGGCUCUGUUGAAUCCUCCUCACCACCGUCUCAGAUGUAUAGUUUCUCUUUAAUAUUAAACACCCCUCAAUGAAA